AUGGCCGCAUCACCGCCAUGCUACGACCAAACGUUGGUCAUCGAUGAAGCCGCAGCAGCAGAUCAGGAAUACGCGGAAUGGCGUCGCGCGGUCGAUGAAUCCCUUGCAACGCACCGUGAGACGCAGGACGGACAACAAGAGAAACCCGGAAACACGACAGCAGGUGAGCGUGGUGUGUCUUUCCAGGUAGCAAAGCCAUUGGAUGUUACCCCAGAGGAUGACACGUUAACAGCUCGUCAAAAGGCGGCACGAAAGAUUGUAAGCAGAGAGCUGCCUACCUUUUCCGGGGUACCAGAACAAUGGCCGAUGUUUUACUCCAGCUACGAGCGAUCGUCUGCAGCUUGUGGUUUUAACGAGGAAGAAAACCUACUACGGCUACAACGAGCCUUGCGGGGUCAAGCCUUGGAUUCGGUCGACCACAUUCUGCUAAUGCCGUCGGGACUGAAAAAGGCACUGGACAUCCUCAAAUCCGAAUACGGUAGGCCGGGGCUCAUUGUGGAGAGUCUAAUACAGAAGGUGAGGAAAAUGCCCGCACCUAGGGCGGAAAGUUUGGAGACCAUAGCAGCCUUCGGGAAGAGCGUACAGAAGAUGUGCGCAACGAUCCAGAUAUCGGGGAUGCGGCAAUACAACUGCGACGUCGCACUACUCGAAGAGCUGGAGGCAAAGCUACCCCCGGAGCGUCUACUAGAGUGGGCCCGAUACAAGCUACAAUUGUCGGAGGCUACAGUCAAACAAUCGCUAAACAUGGAAGAGCUAGGUGAGAGGUAUACUCAUCUGAAGGGACUGCCCAUUGCCUCGUAUAGUAAGGCGAGACCACGCAUACUGAUUGGAGUGGACAACUGGAGUCUAGGAAGGCCCCUCAAGUAUGCAGAAGGACGAAGUAGUGAACCGAUCGCCACAAAGACGAAGCUUGGCUGGACAGUGUUCGGGGCACGCGGCGGGUCGAUGCAUGAAGAUGAAGUCCGCAGCUGCUACCAUGUCUGCAUAUGUGACGACGCCUCGAACGAGCUUCUACACAAUACGUUGAAGACACACUACGCUAUUGAAUCGCUGGGAAUUAGCAACGUAAACCAUCUCGUUCCGAGGGAGAGUGAAAGGGCCAAUGCAAUACUGGCCUCAGAAACCCGGCUGCUGGAUAAUCGCUACCAAACCGCCUUGCUAUGGAAAUACGACGAUGUGCGGUUACCGUGUAACAGGAGCAUGGCGUUGAGGAGAUACUUGGGCCUACGGAAGAAAAUGGAGAAGGAUCCUACGUUAGCGAAUGCCAUUAUCCAAAAGAUGAAGGACUACGAGGAGAAGGGCUACAUCCGCCGAGUGACGGAGAGCGAGAUUGCCGAACGGGGACCCAGAGACUGGUUUUUGCCGAUCUUCCCAGUCUUUAAUCCAAAUAAGCCUGGAAAGCUUCGAAUGGUGUUCGAUGCUGCCGCGCAGGUCCAGGGAGUUAGUUUAAACAGUUUUCUCCUCACAGGACCAGACCAAUUGGUAGGAUUGGUUGCAGUACUCUACAAAUUUCGCGAGUUCCGGGUUGCGGUAACGGGAGACAUUCGCGAGAUGUUUUUCCAAGUCCGUAUGAAGCCAGCCGACCAGCGGAGCCAAAUGUUCUUCUGGAACAGCGAUACAACCCCAAAUGGAUCGCCAAAGAUUUACGCAGUCUCCGUCAUGACCUUUGGUGCGGCAUGUUCCCCAGGUAGUGCCCACUAUGUGAAGAACAUCAACGCGGAUAGAUUCGCAGACAGAUUUCCUCGAGCUUCGGAGUGUAUAAAGCUUGAGCACUACGUAGACGACAUGCUGUCCAGCGUUGAGACGGUCCAGGAAGCGGUGACGCUAGCAGAAGACGUUCGACACGUACAUGCACAAGGUGGGUUCGAAAUCCGUAACUGGCUAUCCAAUUCCAGGGAGGUCGUUGAGCGCUUGCGGGGGGGAGCAUGCAACCAAGCAAGCAUCGAGAUGUGCCCCGAGCAAGGUACUGAGAAGGUGUUGGGAAUGUGGUGGAACACGGAAGACGACACGUUCACAUUCCGACUCAGCCCGAAGAAUGACCAGGAACUAUUAGCUGGAAUCCGGAUGCCCACGAAACGCGAGGUACUUCGAACAUUGAUGGUCAUAUAUGACCCAUUAGGCCUGAUUGGCCAUUUCCUGAUGUUUUUAAAGGUCUUACUGCAAGAACUGUGGCGAUCCCGACUGGGAUGGGAUGAUACACUGGAGGGUGACGUCGCGAAGAAAUGGUUGAAAUGGGUCGCCGUGCUGCCCGACCUGCAAAAAACAACCAUCAGAAGAUGUUAUCGAAAACUAUCAUCGUACCACACCAAGAACAUACAGCUGCACAUAUUCUGCGACGCCAGUCAAAAUGGUAUGGCAGCGGUGGCUUACCUGCGUUUCGAAGAAAAUGGUGUAAUAGAGUGUGUGCUAGUCGGCUCGAAGACGCGAGUGGCGCCGAUCAAGUACCUAUCCAUCCCGAGACUCGAGCUGCAAGCGGCGCUAAUAGGAACCCGUUUUGCCAAGCACAUAGAAGAAGAACAUCGAUUGAGUAUUGCUAGAAGGGUAUUCUGGACCGACUCGAAGAACGUCAUUAGCUGGAUCAGGUCCGAUCACAGGCGAUACUCACCAUUUGUGGCUGUGCGGGUAAGCGAACUGGUCGAAUCUACUAAGGCGGAAGAAUGGCAAUGGCUUUCAACUAAGCUAAACGUCGCGGACGACGCGACUAAGUGCGACAAUACAAACCAAUACCGGUACGAUCGAGCGACCCGCAACUAA
Molecule: messenger RNA, 2754 nt
Organism: Anopheles marshallii
Lineage: Eukaryota; Metazoa; Arthropoda; Insecta; Diptera; Culicidae
Exons: 2
Coding region: 1-2754 (917 amino acids)
Source: RefSeq, a predicted model, not a curated record